CCAUGACGUAAUAGGGUAAUUGAAUUAACCAACUUUAUUCAAAAAGGCCCAGAUUUUCAAGACUCUCACGCUCAAGCCAACUUUUCGCUCCCUAUACCUAUACCUUGUGCCGCUGGAAAAUUCGUUUCGAUCUCGCCGAUUAUGCCCGGCAAGUGCUGAUCAAAGUAAUCAGAUUUGAAUAUUCUCAUCCGUUAUUUAUAAAUACUCGCACAUGUAUUGAUAAAGGAACAGAUGAAUCGAGGAUGGGGGAUUAUAUGAGCGGCAGUGAAGAGGAUUAUUAUUACUCCUCCGACCAAGAAUCGAUCGACCGGUUCGAGAAUGAAGACUCUGAAACUCAAUGGGCCCCACCUAAAGCCCCUUCCUGCAAGGUAAUCACGAAAGAUUCUCUCUUGGAUGCACAGAGGGAAGAUUUGCUAAGAGUAAUGGACUUGAUGUCCGUUAGAGAACACCAUGCCAGAACUCUUCUCAUUCAUUACCGCUGGGAUGUUGAGAAGUUAAUUGCUGUUUAUGUGGAAAAGGGGAAAGCUUGCAUGUUUGCUGAAGCAGGUGUAACUCUAGUUGGAGCUGUUGACCAUGAUUUACCAGAAUCGUUGUCUACAGUUAUGUGUGAUAUAUGUAUUGAUGAUGUGCCUGUUAGCGAUGUGAGCAAAAUGGACUGUGGCCAUUGCUUUUGCAACGACUGUUGGACAAAACAUUUCAUUGUCAAAAUAAAUGAGGGCCAGAGCAAGCAGAUUAGGUGCAUGGCCCAUAAAUGCAUUGCUAUAUGUGAUGAAGCUGUUGUCAGAAAACUAGUUAGUAAAAGACACCCUGAUUUAGCAGAUAAAUUUGAUCGGUUUCUUUUUGAAUCAUAAAUUGAAGAUAACAAAAUGGUUAAAUGGUGCCCAAGUAUACCUCAUUGUGGGAACGCCUUACGGGUAGAAAAUGAUGAAUUUUGUCAGGUAGAAUGUUCCUGUGGUUCACAGUUUUGUUUCAGUUGCUUAUCAGAAGCCCAUUCCCCUUGUUCAUGCUUGAUGUGGAAACUGUGGACAAAGAAAUGUCGAGAUGAAUCAGAGACGGUUAAUUGGAUCACUGUACAUACAAAGCCUUGUCCGAGGUGUCACAAACCUGUGGAGAAGAAUGGUGGCUGUAAUUUGGUUAGUUGCAUCUGUGGGCAAGCAUUUUGGUAAGAGCACUUCUUUUUAUGAACCU
Olea europaea var. sylvestris is the source of this 1188-nucleotide messenger RNA. RefSeq names its product probable E3 ubiquitin-protein ligase ARI2. The record is from RefSeq and is a predicted model, not a curated record. Gene Ontology annotation, biological process: ubiquitin-dependent protein catabolic process; protein polyubiquitination; positive regulation of proteasomal ubiquitin-dependent protein catabolic process. Lineage: Eukaryota; Viridiplantae; Streptophyta; Magnoliopsida; Lamiales; Oleaceae. The coding region runs from base 243 to 851 and encodes 202 amino acids. Gene Ontology annotation, cellular component: cytoplasm; ubiquitin ligase complex. The transcript is spliced from 4 exons. Gene Ontology annotation, molecular function: ubiquitin conjugating enzyme binding; ubiquitin protein ligase activity.